AUACUUGGAUACAGACGUGGGAUUUUGGAAAUCAAGGGUUGUGGCUGAGGGGGUGACACAACAGGAAUCCCUUAAUAUGAGUGAUGAUAAACCUUUCCAAUGUACUGCUCCUGGGUGUGGACAGAGAUUUACAAAUGAGGAUCACUUGGCUGUCCACAAACACAAACAUGAGAUGACACUGAAGUUUGGCCCAGCAAGGACUGACAGUGUCAUCAUUGCUGACCAAACGCCUACGCCUACCCGCUUUUUGAAGAACUGUGAGGAGGUGGGACUCUUCAAUGAACUUGCAAGUCCGUUCGACCAUGACUUUAAAAAGGCAACUGAAGAUGACAUUAAAAAGUUACCGUUGGAUUUGUCACCUCUUGCGACGCCUAUCAUACGCAACAAAAUUGAGGAACCCACACCUAUGGAGGCGCAUCGAGACAGCCCUCUGCCUCACCCCGAAUCUACUACAAAUGAUGACAAGGACUUAUCUUUGCAGCCAGCCUCACUGCCAACAUCCACUAUAGUCCAUCCUGCAUCCCUCCAAGUUCCCAAUGUACUUCUAGCAACCUCAGAGGCUAAUGUUGUAAUACAGCAAGCUCUCCCAUCACCAACAUCUAGCUCUGUUAUUACCCAAGUCCCAUCCACUAAUAGGCCUAUAGUCCCGGUGUCUGGCACCUUCCCCGUGCUCUUACAGCUGCCUAACGGCCAGACCAUGCCAGUCGCUAUACCUGCGUCUAUUACAAGCUCAAGUGUACAUAUUCCAACUACAAUCCCUCUUGUCAGACCUGUCACCGUAGUGCCUAAUGUCCCCGGGAUCCCAGGACCUCCCUCGCCGCAGCCGCAGCCACAGCCCGUCCAAUCAGAAGCAAAGCUGAAACUGAAAGCCACAUUAAGCCAGCAGCUUCCUCAGGUAACCAAUGGAGAUGGUGGAGAAGUCCAGAGCAGCGCUGUAACCCACACCGCUGCUCCCGCUUCUCCUGCUCCGCCCCCGACUCCAACUCCAGCCCCGCCCGCGGUCCUAAGUCCUGCUCCGGCUCCUCACCUGCCCACGACUGAGGAACCUUCUCCCCAUUCCCUUCAGCAGCCAGCCACCUCCACCACAGAGACACCUGCUUCCCCUGUGCCCCCUGCGCAAAACCCUCCAAGCACAGGGGGUCGGCGGCGCAGAACCACAAGCGAAGACCCCGACGAGAAGCGACGCAAGUUCCUAGAGCGUAACCGGGCUGCAGCCUCUCGCUGUAGGCAGAAGAGGAAAGUGUGGGUCCAGUCUCUGGAAAAGAAGGCUGAGGACCUCAGCUCCAUGAACGGACAACUACAGAGUGAAGUCACCCUGCUGAGAAACGAAGUGGCUCAGCUGAAGCAGCUUCUUCUGGCUCAUAAAGAUUGCCCUGUAACCGCCAUGCAGAAGAAAUCUGGCUAUCACAUCUCUGAUAAAGACGAGAGCUGCGAGGAGAUGUCAGUCCCCGGCAGCCCCCAGAACGAGGCCAUCCAGCACAGCUCCAUCAGCACCUCCAACGGGGUCAGCUCCUCCUCCGCGACCCCGGCUGCCUCCGCCCCGUCCAGCGCCUCCGCCACCACCACCACUUCAAACCAGAGCACAGAGGAGAGCCAGCCGCGGAGGGGCGCCACCCAGUCUCAGCCUUCAGGGAGUUGAUCGUCUCAAACUGUGCGUUUAAGCGUCAACACUGGAGUGCUGUCGCCUCCUCAAUCCCUCUGACGAACAGAGGAAAGGGAUUCUCUCUCAGCUUCAGUUUGGACCGCACUGUUUAUCUCAAUUUAUUCUUGAUUUGGUUUGUUUAUGAUUGGUCCAUUUUGUCCUCCGUAGGCAAUGCUUUUGAAAAUGCAACGUUUUCUCUGGAAUUGAUGAAGACAAAAGAACAGGCACUUUAGGUGUAAGAUGUAAAACACGUGGUUCUGAGAUUUUUUUGUAUUUGUGUGAGUUUAUUUAUUAAUCUUAUAUAUUUUUUUAUUUGAAAGCAGCCUGAAGGUUGAUCAGUGAAUUGUUAGAGACCAUACCAAAGUGUGUUGUGGCUCAUUUCUAAUUAGCUUGCUGGUUUAUUUCUAUGUGUUUUAUAAGCACUAUCUUUAUGAUGAAGUUACAUAAAGAGCAGUCACUUUGUUUUAUAAUUUGCUUUUUCCAUUUUGCACAUUUUGAAAGAUGAUGGGUUUACAGUCAUGUGAAAAAGUAAGUGCACCCCAAAAAAUGUGUUUAGACAUGGAGAUAUUUGAGCUUAAUUUGAACAGUGCAUGGAUUGGGAUGGGAUGGUGUGCUAGGAGAAAACCUUUUGCUGUCUGCAAAGCACAUCAAGGCAAGGCUAAAGUUUGCCAAUAAUUAUCUAAGCAAGGACCAGGAUUUCUGGAACAAUGCUCUCUGGAGAGAUGAGUCAAAGAUAGAGUUGUUUGGCGAAAAACCAAAGACCGCAUUUGACCAGAGGAACCUCAUACUUACUGUAAAGCAUGGUUGUGGCAAUGUGAUAGUUUUGGGGCUGCUUUUGCUGCCUCAGGAACUGGUCGACUUAUGAUCAUCACCGUCAUACAAGAGAGUGCUUGAGGAGAAGGUGAGGCCAUCUGUUAGGAAGUUAAAGGUGAAGAAGUAGACCUUCCAACGGGAUAAUGAUCCAAAGCACACCAUUACAUCCACAAGAGAUGGAAAGGCCUAGGCAAAGUCCAGACCUGAAUCAGAUUGAAAUGCUGUGGGUGAUUUGAAACGAGCUGUACGUACAAGAGACCCCUCAGUUGAAAGUUCUGCAUGGAAGAGUGGGCAAAUAUUUCUCCCAGUCGCUGUCAAAGGCUGGUAGACAAUUAUAGGAAACGUUAACAUAAAGUUGUUGUUUUCUUUUGUUCAAUUAAGUCACCUUUUAUCUAUAAAGUUUCGAGGAUAAAAUAUUAAUGGGUCCAUAUGUCAAAAACGUUUCAUGGGGGUGUACGUAGUUUUUCACAUGACUGCAACUUUUUUUUUUUUUUUUUUUGAGUUUAAACAGUCCACAUGUUAAGUACUGGCAGCUUUUUAGAAGUAGAUUUGAAUAACACAUUACACAAAUGUAAAUGGCUGAAUAAGAUUUUUAAAUUUGACAACUUUUCUGUGAGAUCAGCUGUAGUUGCAUCGUGCAGUUUGAAUGUUUGUACAAAAUAAAAAAUGAAAUACAAAAGUAAAGAAAUAGUCUUAAGGAGGCGAUCUGCUUAGAAAUGUUUGUUAUUUCAUUAACAUUCCACCUGUAGUCUGAUUGUUCCUGAAGCAGUGAUUGUAGGAUUGCAGUACCUUUUUCCAUUACUCAGUCAUGGUGAUGUUGACUCAGUGCCAUUAAUGUUUUUGUAUAAAUUACAUCUGUACAUUUUUAAUGCAGAUUAGCUUUAGUUGAUCGCUGUUCUCUCAGAUUAAGGGUCUCAUGAACAUAGUUUCUCAGUUUUGAAAAACCUUGCUUUGUAUACUGUCUUUGCUUUAUAAGUGACUGUUUAUGGCUUUAGUGUCUAACGCAGAACACUUAAGGACAUUAUGCUGUUUUCAUGAUUGCAAUUCUAGAGGAAGUUUUUAGAAAACAUUGUAAAUAACAUCGAUGAUACAUUGUAUGUGAUCUUUCUAGGUGUUAUGUACUUUUUUUUAUAUAGAAUAGUCUGGAUUCAGUAGCUGAGCCCUGUUGAUCACAUUAAUGUUAAAAACUCCUCUGAACAAUGUUUCAAUCAUUAGGAUAGGCCUCUCCCUGACUCGAUACAUUGUCAUGUAAGAUUAAAGCAUUCAGAUGUGAACUGGAAUCACAUCAUGUAUAUUAGAGUAACACUACUGCUUGUAAGAAUUGUGAGCAUUUCAUCAUUGAAAUAAUAGUAGGAAGCAAAUCACACCAUGAAGUCAAUUUGCCUUUUUCUCUUAGUCUGUACUGGCUUACUACUGUGUAGUUUUACGAGAAGCUAACACAUUGUUUUAUUAAAGUAUGAUUUUUUUUAAAUUUAACUGUUAUGUAUUAUCUGCAUGAGAUAAUAAUUCUCUGCGAGAAUUUAACUGUUUAUUCGAUAAUGUCUCAGUCAGAUAAAUAUUAUUAAACAAGUUGUUUCAACUUGAGUUGUGGCUCUGAGUUUAUGGAAGCUUUGGUUAUUUCUUUGACCUCGGCUUAACUCUAAAAAAAAGGGGAGGUGUGAUACUGUGUUGAAAGUGUACUUGUAACUUGUGAAAGUUCUGUAUAAAGUUUGAAUUGAUAAGUUGUUGUAAUAAACCUUUUAUUAUCUCU
Messenger RNA from Morone saxatilis (striped sea-bass), 4205 nucleotides. It is a transcript of the gene atf2, whose product is annotated as activating transcription factor 2. The record is from RefSeq and is a predicted model, not a curated record. The transcript has 12 exons. Gene Ontology annotation, molecular function: DNA-binding transcription factor activity, RNA polymerase II-specific; cAMP response element binding. The coding region runs from base 77 to 1639 and encodes 520 amino acids. Lineage: Eukaryota; Metazoa; Chordata; Actinopteri; Moronidae. Gene Ontology annotation, biological process: regulation of transcription by RNA polymerase II.